AUGCUGGGCGCUUGGUUACAAACCCGGAAAUGGCAAUGUCCUUCCGAUAUAGGUCAAAGGUACGGAGCGGGGUAUGUGUUGACAGCCAGAAAUUCCGUUGCAAGCACUUUCCGAAGCGUCCUCACCCGUCACGCAAGUCAAGGAAACAUGGGCGAUGAGGACUCGCUCUCCUCGAACGGAGAGAGCCAGGCAAUCUUACCGAGGGCGAAGAUUAACGGCUCGCUACACCCCCAUGUCCCAAAAGCGAAGCAACCAUCUAUCAGAAAGAACGAUGAUGGCUCCUGGGGACCAACUGGCCUUUAUGGCACGCGAGUUCGAGAGACAAAGCUACUCGAAAUACUCCGAAGCGUCAUAAAGCCCUCUCGACUCAAACGUGUUGAAGAAGUGUUGUCAGCGCGAAGUAAGCGGGUGCAGUGCUUGUUUGAAAACCUCCAUGACCCGGCGAAUGGCUCGGCGUGUCUGAGGACAAUGGAGGGUUUUGGUGUCCUUACUGCGCAUGCGGUGGAGUCUUAUGAACCCUUCAAAGUGUCUGGAGGUAUCACUAUGAAUGCAGAGAAGUGGAUGAUAGUGGAAAAAUAUCGACAUUGCCUCGAUGCAACUACAGCGUUGAAAGAAAAGGGAUUCACCGUAGUUGCAACAUGCUUGGACGACGAUGCUGUACCAAUAUCUGACGUUGACUUCGGGAGUUUCGAGAAGAUAUGCGUCAUGUUUGGCAAUGAGGAAAGAGGUCUCAGCUGGGCAUUACGCAAUGAGGCGGACGUUAAAGUGUAUAUACCCAUGUCCGGCUUCUCGCAGAGCUUUAACAUUUCUGUAACUUGUGCCAUGACUCUCUUUCAUCUGCGGGAAAAGGGAGUUAUUGUCCCGGACAUUGAUGACGAGCAAGUGAACAAGCUGUACCUCAGGUGGCUAUUGAUGUCUACUAAGCGAUCAGCGUCUUUGCUAAAGAAACACAACUACGAGCACCUCGCACCUGACUUUGUUUAAGAAUAACCUCAGACUUCCGUAAAAGAUCUGCGGCAGUAGUGCCAAUCUAGAAAUUUCAUGAGGCAAAGAUGCUUCAAUUGCCGAAGUCAUCUUAAGGGUUGGUAACGUUCAGAGGGAUACAUGCGGCCCAUUCUUGCAAAAGCAAGCUUCUGAGGGCGGACGCGUUGACUGAUAGACACAUUGGUGUUCUCGUCCUCUUCCCGAUCAUCAUGCUGUUAAAAACCCAGAAGAAUCAUUCGAGCCGAAAAGAGGAAGAGCAGGAGACCGCCGGGCGGAGCAGUGGUGUAUUUAUACUGUUCGGUCGUCGAAUAAGUGUGGGUGGUGGCAAACUGGCCUGUUUAAAAGUAAAAUUUUGGGCUAAGCGCAUCACCACCGGUAGGUGAUCAAAUGACCAAACAACAA
Molecule: messenger RNA, 1386 nt
Organism: Chondrus crispus (carragheen)
Lineage: Eukaryota; Rhodophyta; Florideophyceae; Gigartinales; Gigartinaceae
Exons: 4
Coding region: 1-984 (327 amino acids)
Biological process (GO): tRNA guanine ribose methylation
Molecular function (GO): RNA binding
Source: RefSeq, a predicted model, not a curated record